AUGGCUCGCAGGUCAUUGGUGUGCAGAGCAUUGCUGGACAAUGCAGCAGUUGGCACAGAUCCGGUAUCACGAUUGAGCCCGUUUGCUCUUGCAAGAAUGGCCUUCCGUGCCUCAAAAGAAAACCGCAAGAGCGUCAGUCUUUGGCGGGCUCUUUCUGCAAGAGCUGUCGUUGUUGCGCCCAGCAUGCAACCAUCAGACAUGUCUAUGGUUCUGGGUGCUUUUGCCCGGUUGCGCUAUAGAGAUCGAGAAAUGAUGCUCCGGAUUGCGGAAUCCACUCCAGUAGUUCUAGGUCAAUUUGGCGCCACAGAGAUAACGCAUUAUCUAGCAGCGUUUGCUAGACUGGAUGUGGAACACCGACUGGUGUUCAACCUGUUUGCACGGGAGAUUGCCAGGAAGUUACACGACUUCAGUGCAGCCCAGCUGGGGGAGCUGGUUUAUGCGUACGCACGCCUCAAUUUUCGGCACGGGCUCCUUCUCGACGUGCUGAAGAAAAGAAUCAUCGAGGUGGUGAAGGCAAUGCAGCCCUGGCAUUUAGCAAUGGUGGCCAAUGGCUUCGCGCGUUUGGGCACCAGUGAUGAACGCUUUUUCUCCAUCCUGGCUGCUGAGAUUUGCCGCAAAAUCCCAGAGUUUGAGGGCAAGCCGUUGGCUUUGGUCGCCAAUGCUUAUGCAAGACUUGCCGUCCGCAACCGCUUUCUACUGGAGCUCUUGGGGGACGAAGCGUUUCGUCGACGGGGUGAGCUUGAACCUCAAGCCAUCGCCCUUCUGCUAAACGCGCACUCAAGGUUGCAAAUGUCGAACCCAGUCCUCUUCGACUACUUUGCUCAAGACAUCCCUCGGCGAGUCCGCAACCACAACCUUCAAUCCCUUUGCAUGGUGGCCAGCGCCUUUGCUAAGUCUCGAAAAGGAGAUGAGGCUUUGUUCGCAAAGAUUGGCGACCAUGUUUGUGCCCACGCUUCUGAGCUCUAUCCGCGUGCGUUGGCAUCCUUACUAUUUGCCUUUUCAGAAGCGGACAUCCGACAUGGAGUGUUGUUUUACAAUGCUCCGGAGCACGUCUUGGCAAACGUCAAUAUCUACACGACAGAUGAGCUUUGUAUGGUUGGGCGAGCAUACGGCCACUUUCUGAUGGCUCACACGCCGCUGUUCGAAACCAUCAGCCAGGCCCUGCCUGGGAGAACGUUGGCCAUGCCAGAGGCUGACUGCAACAAGCAGGCGCUGGAAGAGGAUGCUGACAUAGAGGAUGCCGAGGAUCCCACCAACAAAUUGGCCGCUCCCAAGAUCAGUGCACUGGUUGGCUUGCUGGAGGCUUAUGCCAGAUUGACAAUCUACCACGGUGAGACCAACAUACUGCUUUGCGAUGCCAUUGUGGCGCGCCAAAGUGAUUUGGUGCCAGCUUUGGUGAUUAAGGUUGCUCGAGCUUGUGCUGCCCUCUCGUUUGCGCACGACGGUGUGAUCAGGUUGGCAGCCCAAUGCAUGACAGAGUUUGGCCAGCAACUGCCGGACGAGGACUUCGAUGCUUUGGGUCAGGCAUUGGAAGAUCUCGGCGUUUUGGGUGAAGAUCGCCACCUCAUGCUGGCCUGUUGGUCAGCAUUAGAUUGA
Molecule: messenger RNA, 1596 nt
Organism: Effrenium voratum
Lineage: Eukaryota; Dinophyceae; Suessiales; Symbiodiniaceae
Source: the annotation of a GenBank genome assembly